UUAAUUAAUUAUAAUAAUUAUAAGAACAUGGAGCAAAUGGAAGUCGACAAUGAUCUGGCCAACAAGCCAAGCACCUCAUCCUCGGCCGCAGCAGGUGCUGCCAAAACGCAGCCUGCACAAACAAAAGAGAAUAUAAUGGCUGCGCCGGGUACAAUUGCCUCAGUGACUAUAUCACUGCAUCCGCUGGUCAUAAUGAAUAUAUCUGAGCAUUGGACUCGCUUCCGUGCACAGCAUGGCGAGUCACGUCAGGUUUAUGGUGCGCUUAUUGGCAAACAAAAGGGACGCAACAUUGAGGUAAUGAACUCCUUCGAGCUCAAGGCGGAUGAAAUUGAAGAGGAGACAAUCAUCAACAAAGACUAUUACAACAAAAAGGAGCAACAAUAUAAACAGGUCUUCAGCGAUCUGGACUUCAUUGGCUGGUACACCACCGGCGACAGUCCCACGGCGAGUGAUAUUAAGAUACAAAAGCAGAUAGCUGAGAUUAAUGAAUGUCCCAUAAUGCUACAGCUGAAUCCUUUGGCAAGGAGCGUCGAUCAUUUACCCGUAAAACUAUUUGAAUCGCUCAUAGAUCUCGUGGAUGGCGAGGCCACCAUGUUGUUUGUGCCGCUGACCUACACGCUCGCCACCGAGGAAGCGGAACGCAUAGGUGUGGAUCAUGUUGCACGUAUGACCACCAACGAGUCUGGCGAAAAGAGUGUCGUGGCGGAGCAUUUGGUUGCACAAGACAGCGCCAUUAAAAUGCUAAAUACACGCAUCAAGAUUGUGCUACAAUACGUCAAAGAUGUGGAGGCGGGCAAGCUUAAAGCUAAUCAGGAGAUCUUACGUGAGGCAUAUGCGCUAUGCCAUCGUCUGCCCAUAAUGCAGGUGCCCGCCUUUCAGGAGGAGCUCUAUACGCAAUGCAAUGAUGUGGGGCUGAUAAGCUAUCUGGGCACGCUGACCAAGGGCUGCAACGAUAUGCAUCAGUUUGUCAACAAGUUUAAUAUGCUCUACGACCGUCAGGGUUCAUCGCGACGCAUGCGCGGUCUCUAUCCUUAAAUAUUUUAAACGUAUAUAUAUAUAUAAGCGCUUGCUGCCUAUUAAAUGACCUCUG
Molecule: messenger RNA, 1090 nt
Organism: Drosophila busckii
Lineage: Eukaryota; Metazoa; Arthropoda; Insecta; Diptera; Drosophilidae
Gene: CSN6
Product: COP9 signalosome complex subunit 6
Exons: 2
Coding region: 28-1035 (335 amino acids)
Biological process (GO): protein deneddylation
Cellular component (GO): COP9 signalosome
Molecular function (GO): metallopeptidase activity; protein binding
Source: RefSeq, a predicted model, not a curated record